Molecule: messenger RNA, 2413 nt
Organism: Drosophila yakuba
Lineage: Eukaryota; Metazoa; Arthropoda; Insecta; Diptera; Drosophilidae
Gene: mRRF2
Product: ribosome-releasing factor 2, mitochondrial
Exons: 9
Coding region: 69-2300 (743 amino acids)
Biological process (GO): ribosome disassembly; mitochondrial translation
Cellular component (GO): mitochondrion
Molecular function (GO): GTP binding; GTPase activity
Source: RefSeq, a predicted model, not a curated record
GAUCGAAAAUAAACAGCUGCUGAAGGCGGUUUGAUUUUGCAGUUAGUUCCUUUUGUAUUAAUUUAUUAAUGAAAAUGCUGAGAUGUGCAUGGCAAAACGGUCCAAGACAAAGCAACAGGUGGCUGCGGCAUCUGUCCAAUCAAAUCUGGAAGCGUAGCUAUAGCAGCAAGAUCAGAAACAUAGGAAUUCUGGCUCAUAUCGAUGCAGGCAAAACAACGACCACGGAACGCAUGCUGUUCUAUGCGGGCAAGACCAGAGCUCUGGGCGAAGUGCAUCGCGGCAACACGGUCACCGAUUACCUAACCCAGGAGCGCGAACGGGGCAUAACGAUCUGCAGUUCGGCGGUAACAUUUCCGUGGAAUGACCACCGCAUCAACCUAUUGGACACACCCGGCCACAUUGACUUUACCAUGGAGGUUGAGCAAUCUCUGUUUGCCGUGGAUGGUGUGGUCGUUGUUCUGGAUGGCACAGCUGGCGUGGAGGCCCAAACAGUCACUGUGUGGUCGCAGGCGGAUAAGCACAAGCUGCCACGCCUCAUAUUCGUCAACAAGAUGGAUCGUCCUGAUGCGGACUUUGAUAAGUGCGUUGCCGAUCUGAAGGAUAAGCUGGAAACGCAACCCGUUUGCCUACAGUAUCCCGUGAAAAACGAAGAUGGGGUUUUAGCCAUCAAUGAUGUGAUCACCCUGGAGCGGCUAAGCUGGCACCAAAAGGACUUGGGACGCAGCUACAAAAAUGUAAAACUGGAGCCCUCCGAUGAUUUGCGGCAGCUGCAGGAAAAACGAAGUGAACUGAUUGAUCAACUGUCGGGAUUAGAUGACGAAUUGGCCGAUGUGGUUAUCAGCACAGAAAGCUUUGACAAAGUGGACAAUGCAUUAAUCGAAAGAGCUCUGCGACGGGCAACCACUCAGCAGAAAGUAGUGCCCGUACUGCUGGGCUCCGCCUACAAAAAUGUGGGCAUACAGCGUCUAAUGGAUGCUGUCAACUCCUACCUGCCUGCGCCCGAGGAACGAAACCAAAUCUACGACUGCUUUGGAACAGAGGUGGCUGGCAAGGUGUUCAAAAUUGUGCAUGAUAAGCAACGUGGUCCAUUAACCCUAAUAAGGAUUUUAAGGGGCGAAAUAAAACGAGGCAUGCGUUUGAUAUCCGCUCGCGGACAGGCAGAAGUUGUGUCCAAGCUGUAUGAACCAUUGGCUGACGAAUACCGAGAGGUCAGCGCUGUGCAGUCGGGUGAUGUGGUGAUAUGUGCAGGUCUGAAGUCGACGGUAACAGGUGAUCUGCUGACCUCCAGUCAGUCUGCGCUAAAGAAUGCACAAAAACGCUUAAAACAAAGCCAGGGUAACAACACUGCGGCCAAAGACGAGGAAGACGACGAAUUGGACGAGUCAGACGAACUGUUUGCUAUUGACCCGCAAAUACCCGAUGCCGUGUACUUCUGUUCAAUCGAACCACCCAGCGUAUCCUCGCAAACGGCCAUGGAGCAGGCACUUAAGCAGCUCCAGAGGGAGGAUCCCAGCCUGCGUGUGAGCUACGAUUCAGUCACCGGACAGACCGUGCUCGGUGGAAUGGGCGAGUUGCACAUGGACAUCAUCAAGUCGCGCAUCCUGAGCGAGUACAAAAUCGACGUUGAUCUCGGUCCUCUGCAAAUUGCAUACAAGGAAACAAUUGAAUCACCGGCGUUAACCACGCUAAGUGUGGAAAAGGAAAUUGCUGGCAGCAAGCAGAGUGUCAGUAUAACACUGGAGGUGGUCAAGAAUCAAGCCGAAAUGUUCAGUUUAGAUAAGUCACCGGAGAACCUGCCAAAUCUCAACACAUUGCGGCCACGAAUUCUUCAAGUUCUUCGGAAGGGCUCCAUCAGCGCUCUAGAGCGAGGACCUCGCGUUGGUGGGCAGGUUGUGGAGACUCAGAUUCGCCUGCACAACGCAACUAUUGGACGUGGCACUGCUGAUUCUUUUGUCAUGGCCACUGCAGCUCAGUGUGUGCAAAAGCUAUUGAGCACGAGUGGCACCCGGCUGUUGGAACCCAUCAUGGCCCUUCAAAUCGUGGCACCCAGUGAACGUAUUUCCGGAAUCAUGGCUGAUCUUUCUCGGCGACGAGCCCUGAUUAACGAUGUCCUACCUAAAGGCGAACGAAAUAAGAUGAUUCUGGUGAAUGCUCCGUUGGCAGAGCUCUCCGGCUACUCAAGUGCCCUACGCACGAUUAGCUCCGGCACAGCCAGCAUGACGAUGCAGCCGUGUGGCUUCUCUUCCAUGAAUUCUGUGGACGAAUCACUGGCGGAGCGCAGAGCUCAGGGUCUUGAAUAAUUUUAGUCCACCUAGAACUAUUAACUGUUAACUAAUUGUAGUCUAGUAGGCAGAUGACAACUGGCAUGACUGACAGAAAUAUAUGUACAUUUUUACCUGUCCCCAGCAAUAGA